AUGUCUGCACAACGGGCUUUUGUGCCCCUAAAAUCCUCGUCAAGCAUCGUCUCCAGAUUCGCCUCCUCGUCGGCAACACCCUCAUUACGACCCUGCCAACAUGCCGUCCGAUCAUUCUCUUCUACUCAGUUCUCACACAUGUCAACGAAACGCAAGAUGCAAACUAGCACUGCAUACCACCCACACUCCUUAGACACCCCGCCUCCGCCGCCCCGAAAUGUCGGCAUACCAGACACAUCCAUUGCCGGCGGAAUCCCGCAAGUCAACGAGACAAGGCCGCCGGCACAAACUGGUCAAUCUGAAUUCGAUUUCAGCAGACGGACAGAGGACAAGCCAACAAUAAGCGUCACUGAACAAGAGGCGCAAACGUCAAAACCCACGCCAGCACCUGCGGCACAACCCCGAGCCAAGCCGAGGCCUAAGUUACGGGCACGGAAGGCUGCGAUGCACCUUACACCUACUGCUGUCAAUCAGAUUCGGAAUCUGCUGAACCAACCUGAGCCAAAACUCAUCAAGGUUGGAGUUCGGAACCGCGGAUGCAGUGGGUUGGCAUACCACCUAGAAUACGUGGAGAAGCCUGGGAAGUUCGACGAGGAGGUGGAGCAGGAUGGCGUCAAGGUGCUCAUUGAUAGCAAAGCGUUAUUCAGCAUCAUUGGCAGUGAAAUGGACUGGGAAGAAGAUAAACUAAACCAAAGAUUUGUGUUUAGAAACCCCAACAUAAAGGAGCAAUGCGGCUGUGGCGAAUCCUUCAUGGUUUGA
Messenger RNA from Amorphotheca resinae ATCC 22711, 759 nucleotides. RefSeq lists its product as hypothetical. Gene Ontology annotation, molecular function: 2 iron, 2 sulfur cluster binding. The record is from RefSeq and is a predicted model, not a curated record. Gene Ontology annotation, cellular component: mitochondrion; cytoplasm. Bases 1 to 759 code for a protein of 252 amino acids. The transcript is spliced from 2 exons. Lineage: Eukaryota; Fungi; Ascomycota; Leotiomycetes; Helotiales; Amorphothecaceae. Gene Ontology annotation, biological process: iron-sulfur cluster assembly.